Messenger RNA from Gilbertella persicaria, 3000 nucleotides. RefSeq lists its product as uncharacterized. Gene Ontology annotation, biological process: regulation of DNA-templated transcription. The transcript is spliced from 6 exons. Gene Ontology annotation, molecular function: RNA polymerase II complex binding. Gene Ontology annotation, cellular component: Cdc73/Paf1 complex. Bases 40 to 3000 code for a protein of 986 amino acids. The record is from RefSeq and is a predicted model, not a curated record. NCBI's taxonomy places the organism in Eukaryota, Fungi, Mucoromycota, Mucoromycetes, Mucorales, Choanephoraceae.
CUUAGUGCGCAUCAAUCAGUCUCUUUUCAUCCAAUCCAUAUGUCUUCAUCAGGGUUUGGGACCAGUUAUGGUGCUCGUUCCAAGACAAUAGAAGUACCAUUGCAACAUGAACAAGUGUUAGAAGUAGUCUGUAAUGAUCUCCCUUCAAAUCCUACUGAAUUAACCGAUAUUUUUCGACAAGAAUCAGUGGGUUUACCCUAUUAUCGCAUGUUGGCUAUUGAAUAUUAUGAACAAAACAAAAUUGAGCAAAGUAUUAAUGUUGUUCAAGCUGGUUUAACUACAGCAAGUCAAUCACCACAUACAGUACCUCGACAAAAACUGCCAUUGUUGACUCUGAUUGCCACCUUACAUAUGCGUCUUGCUAAAAAGGAAACCAACGAUACCCAACGUCAGCGCUACCUUGAAGAAGCUACACAGUUUAUUAACGAAGCAGAUCGUAUUCACAAUCAAUACGAACCCACAUUUGUCGUCAAAGGCAACUUGUACAUUUUGCUUAAGAAAGUCGAUGAAGCUUCUCGCUCAUUCAACAUGGUCCUUGAAAAGAGACCCAAUUGUAUUCCAGCACUUUUAGGUCGAGCCAAGAUUCAAUAUCACUUGCAACAAUACAAAGCAUCACUCAAGACGUAUCAGACAGCACUCAAGUACUCGCGUGGCAAAUUCAGUGGUGUCGAAAUUCGACUCGGUAUUGCACAAUGCUUUGCUCAGCUCAAAAUGUACACAGAAGCCAAAGCUGCUCUUAAGCGAUGUAUUGAUAUUGGCGGCCAUGCCACUGCACUGAUCAUGCUGGCUAUCAUUGAACUCAACGAGUCAAAACAAGUCGAGAAUGGCCUUGUUCAACAAGAAACAGCACUUAAACAUGGCCUUGUACAUAUGCAGAAAGCACAUAUGGUCAACAAGACACACCCUGCUGUCCUCAACAUGAUGGCAAACCAUUUCUUCUUGACGCGUGAUUUUGAAAAAACCAUGGCAGCUGCUUCGAGAGCAUUGAAAUAUGCAUCCAAUAACCAUACAAAAGCAGAAGCAUCUUAUCAAAUUGCGAGAGCACAUCAUCAAAUGCAAGAAUAUGAUAAUGCUUACAAGUUUUAUUCACAAGCACUUGAGCUACAGCCCGACCAUUUGUUGGCUCAGUUUGGUAUGGGACAAAUGCAACUGAAACGAGGUGCACACAACACAGCCAUUGAAAUAUUCGAAAAACUAUACAAGUCUGAACCAGAAUGUGUGGAGAUCAUUAAAGUAUUAGGGUCUUUGUAUGGAUUAGCUGGCAAGAAGGAAAAGUCAUUACAACUGUUCAGUAAACUAUUAGAGAAUGCAGGUGAUGACCCAUUAUUGGCUAUGGAGAUAGCUGAAAUGUAUGAAGAAAAAGAUAGUUCAAAUGCACUUAAAUAUUAUGAGCAAUCUCUAGUAUCUCUCGAGAAUUUAUCCAAAGAAGACACAGUAGCACAAGAUCGCGUUAAAGAAAUCAAGCCUGAAUUACUGAAUAACAUUGCUGUGAUGCACCAGAAACUCGGUAAUUUUACAGACGCUGAACACUAUUAUGGUCUUGCCAUUAAAGAGACAGAAGCAAGCAAUGAAAAAGACCUGCAACUCACGAUGAGUUACAACCUUGCACGUCUCUAUGAAGAACGUCUAGAGACCGAAAAGGCCAUUGCUAUCUAUCGCAAAAUCAUUCAAGAUCAUCCAGGCUAUACAGAUGCUCAUUUACGUAUGGGUGUGAUUGAAUACUCUCUGGGUCGUCCUUCUGAAGCAAUUGAAUACUACAAGGAAGUAUUUGACACAGAUCCUGUGAAUGCUAAAGCAUGGAUUAUGAUUGGGCAAGCACAAGUCAAUGACAGUGAAAAACUCAGUAAACGUUCAUUUGAGAAAGUAUUACGAGACUGUGAUAAAAAUGAUCUUUAUACACAUAUCUUGUUGGGUAACUAUCAUGCUUCUGCUGCCCGUGAAUUCAAGACAGAGAAACAAAAGCAAAUGCGCAAUGACUCCUAUAAAUUGGCUGUCAAUUUCUAUUCACAAGCACUUAGGCGUGAUCCAAACAAUGCUUAUGCAGCGAAUGGUUUGGCCAUUACGAUUGCCGAAACAGGUCAUGUUGAACAAGCAAGAGACUUGUUUAACCAAGUUCGUGAAGCUGCUGUCAACAAUGCAAGUGUCUGGGUCAAUUUGGCACACACUUAUGUCGAACUAAAGAAAUACAAGCAAGCAAUUGUGAUGUAUGAAAAUGCUUUAAAGAAGUUCUUUUGCAACAAAGAUGCCAAUCUACUCUUGUGUCUUGCACGUACACAAUAUAUUCUCAGUAAAAACGACAAAGAUCCUGAUAUUAUGUACCAAGCACUCAAGAACACGGAAAGAGCACUUCACAUCUGUCCCUCUGAUAAAACUACACAUUACAAUCUAGCAUUGGUCCAACAAUCGUAUGCACAACAGAUUUCAGAUUUACCUCAAGAUCAACGUACUUCUCAACACAUUCGUCGUGCACUUCAUUACCUUGAAUGUGGCCAACGUAUCUUCCGUAUGUUGAUCAAUGUAGAAGAACACACUCUCUAUGAUAAAAAGAUUACAGAACAGCGUGAACGUUAUGGUGAAACACUUCGUAUUCAACUAGACCGUAAAUUGACAGAACAAAUCUCUUUUGAACAAGAACGAGAGGAGAAACUGAAUUUGGCACGCAAGAAGCGAGAAGAAGAACAAAACAAAGUUAAGCAGGCACAAGAAGAAAAGAAACGAUUAGAACGAUUGGAGAAUGAACGCAUUGAAGAGACCAGAAGAAGAUUGAUGGAGAAAGUGCGUGAAGAUAACUUGUUAAUGGCAAGUCAACAAGACGAUGAUGAUGGAUUAGAUGAUGAAAAGAAACAAAAGAAGAGAAGUGGAAGAAAAAGAAAAGAUCGUCAACAAGACGAUGAAGAAGAAGAAGAAGAUGAAGAAGAAUAUGAAAAGCUGCUCAAAAAGAAAGAUAAAAAACAAUACCGAAGUAAACGCAUUAUUGAAGAUUCAGAUGAAGAUGUAUAA